AUGCAGUCAUAAUAUUAAAUGAGUCCAAAAUCAACUCCAAAGAAUAGAUAAUAAUUUCAAACCUGUUUUGACUAUAAUGAAUCACCAUUUUUAAGUCCAAAUGCAGAAUCUCUUGAAUAACCAAAAUACAAAGUUAGAAGCUUAAAACCUAAAACAAUUCUUGAAGGUGAUCUUGCUAGAGUGAGCAAAUCAAGAAAUGUAUUAUCUACAAACAAUAAUGAAUGUGUAAAAUGCAAGAAUGAGAAAGGGAGUUUAGCAAUUAAAUUAUGUCAUUGCUUAAAUAUUAAUUACCAUAUCAUUUGUAUCUUAGAUUAUGCUAAUCUUCAUCCUAAAUUAGGACUCAGUUUAUUUAGAUGUUAAUUUUGUAAUGAUUACUUUCCAAUAUAAAUCAAUGAAAAGUAUAAUAUUUAUAAACUAUUAGACUGAGCAUAUCUAAUUUAAAUAAUAAAGAAAAGUUUGUAUUUUUAAUAGGUAUGUCAUUAUUAAUUUCUUUGAUUGCACUAAAAAUUGCGGCAUUUAUUAUUCUAAAUCUAAAUUAGAUUUAUCUAAUUUUAUUGAUGAUAUUAAUAAUUAUUGAAUUAUUGAUAUUAUUAAUAACAAGCAGUAAAUUUUAUCAUUUAUGUUACUUAAUCGAAUAUGAUAUAAAAGAAUACAAGAUUGGACAAGAAUAUAAUUAAUUUUAAUUAGAAUCAUUCACUCUUAAAAUUGUGAAAUAACUGUAGUAUAAAAGAGCAAAGAGAGUAAUAAUCGAUUAAGAUUAAUGA
This is a messenger RNA of Paramecium sonneborni, 764 nucleotides long. The record is from the annotation of a GenBank genome assembly. Lineage: Eukaryota; Ciliophora; Oligohymenophorea; Peniculida; Parameciidae.